Acanthoscelides obtectus is the source of this 1481-nucleotide messenger RNA. Lineage: Eukaryota; Metazoa; Arthropoda; Insecta; Coleoptera; Chrysomelidae. The record is from the annotation of a GenBank genome assembly.
CGGUGAUGGAGUGAUAACACCAUGGAGCGUUACGAUUAUUUAUCACUGAUCUCACCGGAUAUACAGAUGAUCCGGUACAUGGGCUUUUGGUCUGGUGAUGAGCCUAAUUCUGGGUGCUCCAAAAUCUGGUACAAAAUCUACAGAUCCAUAAUAUUGAUCUGCCUGGUAAUGUUGUUGUGUCUUGGAUGGGCUUACAUUCCAACACACUGGGACCAUAUUACACUAGGUGAAGUUUCAACGAUCAUAUGCAUCUACGGUAUGAAUAUUGGAAAUCUCAGUCAGGUGUACUUCAUCAUAAAAAAUGGCAAAAUUUUCCGCAACAUUAUGAACUGCUUGGAGUCAGACCGAUUCCAACCAAAGAAUUUUCACCAAUUGGAGAUCGCCGAAGUAAGCAAAAAUGCAGGAUGCAGAAUAAGGAAGAUAUUUAGCAUCAUCAAUUACGGUGGAUGCAUGAUUUGGCCCCUGCCAGUGAUUCUGGGCCAAGAAGAACUUCUUAGCAUCUCCUAUGUGCCUCCUUGGUGUCCAACUAAAGUAUUAUGCAUAUUCCAAAUAGUUUGCUUGUCUUUUUACGCCGCUGUGAUGUUGAUGAUUGUCUCACUGAACUGCAACUUACUGUUAGAAAUUGGAAUACAAGUUGAUAUUCUGAAAGACCAGAUAGCUCGGUCCAAAGGAGAGAAAAAUGCUAUAGUCGAGUGCAUUCAACAUUCUGGAGAUCUCGCAUUGCUUUUGGAACAAGUUCAGUAUAUACAAGGAUUUUCAUUGUUCUUCUACUUCGGAACACAAGUUUUCAUCAUAUGUACAUUGACAUUCAGCAUAACUGAUCAGAUGAAUCCAGAGGAAAUGGCCUUUAAGCUUGCAUACAUGACCUCUGUGAUAUACAUGGUAUAUGUUAUGUGCUGGUAUGGAAGUGAUGUGGCGCAAAAGGUAACUUCAAUGCACUCAGAGUUCAAGCACAACUUUAACACAAGCUAUAUUCCACAGUGACUGGGUUGGUAUUGAUGUGAAGACACAGAAGAUCAUCAUAUUCUUCAUGCACAUGUCAAAUACCCCAUUGCAGAUCCCAAUAGGUGGAGGACUGUGCAACCUUUCUAUACCAGUAUUUGUAUCGGUAAUCACUACAGUAUACAGGGUGUUCCAGAGUAACGUAUCAAUAUCUCGUAUGUAUAUAUAGCACAGAAGAAUAAUUCCGCAAGUUUCUAUAAAAAAUGCAAUAUUUCUGAAAUGCCAUAAGCAGCACGAGUAUAGUGGUUCCAGUGCCCUUAAUAAAACUGUUUUUCUUAGAAAUUGAUCCACCUUGAAGGUAUCACACAAGAGUAUAUUUUUUCAACUUAAAGAUCAGGCUUACAAAAAAUGUUGUCAUGAUGCAGAAUGCAAAAAAAUAGCAAUCUUUCGUUGGAGCUAGUCCAUCUCUGGUGAUAUAAACGAGUUGACUCUUUUCUAAGAACACUAACAUGUGAAGCCCCGAUUAGAUAUUAAGGUGU